AUGAUGAAGUGUACUCCUUUCAUCGUUGCCCUUAUAGUUUGGGUGACUGGCUUGAUUGCAAACUGUCUUGGGAAUGGAUACGCGCCUUGUGUUCCGAGUACGGCAUGGAAGCAUGAGAGUGUGAUGGCGUCAGGCCACGAGAAUUUAGAGCAGCUAGAAAGGAUGCAUGGGGCGACGACCAAGCUGACGAUUCCGGCGAGGACGCCGAUCCCUCGGCGAUUGGCAUACCGACUUGGACCCUGGGAGGUCACCUUCCAAUGGGCCAUCGACGCCAACCAAUGUUGGAUCCAGAACCGCUCCGGCUCGGCCAUCGAUUACAUGUUGUGUGAUCCUGAGCGCCGUCACUUUCUCUAUUAUCACAGCCUCCAACCCGGCUUGCCCCAGUUGAUUGAUAUCCCUACUGAUCUGGCUCAAGGAUUAUUGUUUCUCGCUAUUGCAGACCCUGUUUAA
Messenger RNA from Puccinia graminis f. sp. tritici CRL 75-36-700-3, 450 nucleotides. RefSeq lists its product as uncharacterized. The record is from RefSeq and is a predicted model, not a curated record. NCBI's taxonomy places the organism in Eukaryota, Fungi, Basidiomycota, Pucciniomycetes, Pucciniales, Pucciniaceae. Bases 1 to 450 code for a protein of 149 amino acids. The transcript is spliced from 2 exons.